AUAUAGAAAUUGUUAUAUAUUCUAUACAGAAUUCCAAGUGCUGCGAUCAGCAAAACUGUCGAGUAGAGAGUUCUAGUUGUACUAAUACAGUACAUAGAAAAUUUUAUAGGUUAAGAUUGAAAAUGAGUGGCCGCGGUGGAAAUAAUUAUAGACCUUGGAGAGGAAGAGGGAACAGAGGUUCCAGAGGUUUCAGAGGUUCCCGUAGACCCUACAGCUACGGCCCUCCUGGUGGAAGACAUAGUUAUAACGAUAAUAAAAGUGAAUGGAGAAAAGAAGAAAAGCCGACAGGCGCCAGAGGCUUAACGGAAAAAGAGAUCGGUGUCACAGAAUAUGUCAGCGAACAUGAUGGUUUUAACGGUAUUAUUAAGUCAAGAUUUUCAGACUUCCAAGUAUCAGAAGUGAAUGAAAACGGUGAGAUAGCGAAGCUAACAGAUCUCUCGCCACCAGAGCCUCCCGAGGAUGAAACAGUUCUUGAAGAUGAAGAUCUACUGCUGAAUAAGUAUAACCUGGAAAUACUGCCGAUGGAAACAUGGGAUAGGAUAAACAAGCUAGCGAUGAGUACUGGUCCCGAUUAUGAUACUGUUGAGGUAGAUGUCACAGGAAUGUCAAAAGAAGAGAGAACAAAGAUACAUGAUGCUGUAAAGAAGGCAUUCGGAGAAGGGAUCGUUGGCAGCACUGUCACUAGAGACGAGAAGAAAUAUUGUACCUUUGUUAAAUAUAGGAAAGGAGUUCGCGUAGAUAACAGAGUGAAGUGGGUAUGGCCGGGCGAAUAUGUGCGCUUUAUCGUGUAUAAAGAGAACUGCGAUACUAUGGAAGCUGCGUCUCGGAUUAUUAAACAGCUGAGAAUGAAUGCAAGUCUGAAACCCUCGAUGGUGGGUUACGCAGGCACAAAGGACCGCAGGGCCAAAACAUCACAAUGGUUCAGUUUACGUAAAGUGGACCCACGGAAGAUAGCCGCAGCAUGCAAGGGGUUACCCGAUAUUAAAGUGGGCAAUUACACUUUUAGUAAUGCUCAUUUGAAACUCGGAAUGUUGCAGGGGAAUAGGUUCCGUAUAUGUCUGCGCAAUGUGACAGAAUCAGACGAGACGAUAGACACAGCGUGCAAGCAGCUACAAGACAACGGCUUCAUCAACUACUACGGGCUGCAACGGUUUGGUUCUAGAUCUAGUGUUCCUACACAUGUGGUCGGCUUGCAUUUACUGAGAGGGAAUUUCGAAGAGGCCAUCCGCAGCAUCCUGGAGGAGCGCGCGGGGCCGCUGGCGGGCGCGCUGCGCGCGUUCCACAGCAGCGGGGCGGAGGCCGCCGCCGCGCUGCUGCCGCGCCGCGCGCCGCACUGCGCCGCGGAGGCGCGCCUCCUGCACGCGCUCGCGCAGCGCCCCGCACGCACCGCGCAGGCGCUCGCCGCGGUGCCCCGAAACACACGUCUGCUAUACUUACACUCGUAUCAAUCUCUCAUUUGGAACAAAGUUGUAUCCGAGAGGUUAAAGCGCUUCUCAUACAAGCCGGCGGUCGGAGAUUUGGUGCCGCUCGAGGAAAUUGAAGAAGAUACAGUAGAAGAAGAUGACUCUAGCACAUUAGACGACAUAGAGCAAGAGGAACUAGAGAAAGCAGAGAAGAAAGAAGAAAGAAAUGUUCCCAAAAAGAUCCCUCGAGUCAGAAUAUUAACUCAAGAAGAUGUAGAUAGCGGGAAAUAUACCAUUUUCGAUAUUGUUCUACCCCUGCCCGGACAUAGUGUGGAAUAUCCACCUAAUGUAAAGGAGUAUUAUGAAGAAUUGCUCACUAAAGAUGGUCUGACGUUGAAAAUGAAACAUAAGAUUAAGGAGUAUUCGCUAUGUGGCGGCUACAGACACGCGCUAGUUCGUGCUCGGUCGGUGAGCUGGCGGUCGGUCAGAUAUGACGAUCCGUUCGCUGAUCUGUUUUUGUCCGAUGCUGAUGAAAUUGCGGGGAAAAAGGACACUGGAGAGGUGAAAGAUGGGAAAUACAAGGCGCUUCUCAUAAAUAUGAUAUUACCGACCAGUGUCUACGCUACUAUGGCAUUACGAGAACUACUCCGAGUCGAUACCUCUUCCGACACACAAGCACAACAGAACAACUAUCAUAAGAAACAUGUCAACGAAGACAAUAUCAAACAAGAAAAUGUCAACGAAGCAAAUGUCAAACAGGAAAAUGUCAGCGAAGAAAAUUCCAAACCAGAAAAUAUCAAACAAGAAAAUUCCAAACCAGAAAAUGUCAAACAAGAAAAUUCCAAACCAGAAAAUGUCAAACAGGAAAAUAAUGUCCAGAAAGGAAAUGAGGAUGUUGCGGAAAAGAGAAAGGGUGAUGAUGAUAGUGAGAAUGGUGAUUGCAAGAAAGCUAAGAUGAAUGAUGAAUAAAAUAUUAA
This is a messenger RNA of Colias croceus (clouded yellow), 2380 nucleotides long. It is a transcript of the gene Pus7, whose product is annotated as pseudouridylate synthase 7 homolog. The transcript has 11 exons. Lineage: Eukaryota; Metazoa; Arthropoda; Insecta; Lepidoptera; Pieridae. The record is from RefSeq and is a predicted model, not a curated record. Gene Ontology annotation, molecular function: RNA binding; pseudouridine synthase activity. Bases 123 to 2372 code for a protein of 749 amino acids. Gene Ontology annotation, biological process: pseudouridine synthesis. Gene Ontology annotation, cellular component: nucleus.